AUGUCAAAGAAUAGUUACGAAAGCAGUGGAGGGGUGGCCCUUCACCUCCACCUGUGCUUCUUGCUGCUCAUACUCAUGUCUCUCGUGGGCGUCACCUGGUACAUCAACUACGACUCCUUCUUCGAGGGCAUCAUCGACCAGAUAAAGCUCCUUCUCACGCUCUCCCCACUCUUUCUACUGCUUGUCCUGCACCUCAUGCCCAGGUCGCCCUCGUUGCUGCCGGAGCAGGACUCGAGCGGGACGCCGUGGGGUGUGGGACUCAUGUUGGUGCUCCUCCUAUUCAUGCUCUCAUAUCAGUCCGAUCUACGCGACCGCUGGUUCCCUCUGCUUAGCUGA
Striga hermonthica is the source of this 336-nucleotide messenger RNA. NCBI's taxonomy places the organism in Eukaryota, Viridiplantae, Streptophyta, Magnoliopsida, Lamiales, Orobanchaceae. The record is from the annotation of a GenBank genome assembly.